CGCUAGAAUUUAACAUAAUUACACAUGUGAGAGCAAUAGUUCAUAAAUAAAGUAUUCGUCGGCAAACAUGGAUGAAAGUAUAAAAAUGUUCCAGGUUUUGGUGGGAAGCCAAUAUUCUGAUAUAUAUAUGGACGCACUCGAUUAUACCGACCUAAAUUUAGAGGCCGUUUUGGAAAAAGUAAUAAAUUCUUCUAUCCAGAAUACCGAAAGUAAUUCAUUGGCACUUCGUUUGUUAAAUAGCUGUCAGAAGGAAGUGAUGAGAAGAAAGUCGCACAUUUGGACGUCAUUACUUUUAAAAUUAUAUGCGUCCUGUAAGGAAAUCCGAGUUGCGAAUCAAAUUAUUAUAACUUUGGGUGAACUUGCUAAAUUGUCCAGCACAACGCAGGAGUCAAAAAAGUUGUUUGGUUCUAAUCACGUAAAAACCAUUUUUGAUGUAAUAACUAAAGAAUAUUUUGUGCCAAUAGACAAUUUAGGCGUCUUACGUUGUAUGAUUAUUCUUUUACAACUUUAUCCAGAGUACAGUGGUCAAUCGAGCGGUACCGUGAAACUAUUUCUAUCGAAAUUUAUAGAUUCUCCGAAUUACGAUGUAGCAGAGUAUUCUGCAAAAUGUUAUCAUCUUAUGUUGUUUAUAUCAAAACAUCGAUCAAAUGAUAUGCAAUUGAAGGAGCUUUGGCAAAUGUAUCAACAAAAACUAAUCGAAAACCUCCAAACUUUGGCGCAAUCUUUUUUGGGGCAUAUUUCUUCGCCUGUUAUUGAAGCUGUGAACUGUGAACCGCUGCAUACCUCAGUUUUACAACUUAGUGAUGACCCAAUAAAAAGACUGCCACAAAUUUUCAUUCGCUUUAGAAAUUUCGCCAUACAUCUUAUUGUAACUUUAAGGGAACCAUUCUCUACGGAAAAACUUAUCAACCCAAAGAAACUUUUAAAUCUUAUAAAAAGUGCAUUUGGCGCCCCACACUUAAUGCAGCGACGGAAUAAAACAACUAACGAUACAAUUCUAGGCCUGUUGCUUCCUCAAUUUUAUUAUAUUGUGUUACAAAUUUUGGAGACUUUACUCUUAACUUUAGGAAAAAAUUUGAGGAGGAGUUAUAAAGAAAUAUGGGCCAUUUUGGGAGAUAUGAAAAAUCUUAGUACAGUUAAAGCAGUAAGAGAAAAAAAUAAAUCAUACAUGCGCCUACUCGUUAAGGUGUACGAUGUCAUCAGCUUAUGGUGUAGAGUUGUGAAUCAAGGAAGUCGCAGUGAUUUAAUAAGCAAUUUCAUGAUGAAAGAUAUGCUAGAUAUUUUUGAACUUCAUACUACAAAGAGUCUGAAUGGAAAAGAUGAUUCUAGAGGAAAUGUGACGGAUCCAAUUAUUCAUGAGCUUAUUCGAUCAUCUCAAAGAUGUGCUUAUGAAAUUUUAAAUUCAGCACCAAAAAAUCUAAAAGUCAACAUUGCUAUGAACAUUGAAGAGAAGCUUAUAAAUAUUUAUCGUCUGAUGUGUGAUGCAUCGUUAGGGAGCCAACACUAUUAUGAACAUCGAUGUGAUUUGAUAAAACUGCUGUUCGCCUUGUUGACAGCCAAAAUUUAUUUAAGACCCUCAUCUGCUGAAGUUUUAAUUAAUAUUAUACGUGAAUCCUAUUUAACCUUGGAAAGGACUGAUGCACGUCAUAAAUGUGAAAUUAUCCUUUUAUAUUUGGAGAAUUGUAUUCAUCCUCAAAAGGAUGAUUUUAAGCAUUCGAUUGAUUUACGCAGCAUCCAAGUCCGUGAGCCUUUCGAAAACGGCGUGUACUCACAAUUUUCAAGCAUCAGUGCUGAGAACAAUUAUACAUUGACGGAAAAAAUUUCUGUGAAAGAGUCAUCACAACCAGUCCCAAUGGUGCAAAAUGAAGAAAGAAGACUCCAUGUGCCAGUGAGCGAAAUUGAGGAUUCGUUUGAUACAGCCAGUAAGACUGAUUUUAAUUCAGUAUCCGACAGUGCCGAAUCCUAUUCCGAUACAACAAAACAUGUUCAGAAUGAAGAAAAACUACACCGAUUGCCAGUAAAAGAAAGUGUGGAGCCCUCCAGUAAGGAGGAGUCGUUUGAUAAAACCAGUAAAGAGGAUUCAUUACGUCACAAAAUAUGUUCCAGUGAUUUUAAUUCAAAAUCGGAGAGUACUGAAGCUUAUUCUGAAAAUAUUGGUGAACCUAUUUCAGCUGACCAACUGGUUGAACCAAGUAGUUCAACAGACCAGCUAGUUGCAAGCAUCAUAACAACUUUCGUGGAGGAUUUAAAUUGAAUUUAUGAAAUUUUAUACUAAAAUGUUUACUUCGGUUUUAGUGCAUUGACGUGAGACUAAUAAACUGUUGCUGUCAGAAGUGGCGUAGUCGA
Messenger RNA from Anastrepha obliqua, 2346 nucleotides. RefSeq lists its product as uncharacterized. The transcript is spliced from 9 exons. The record is from RefSeq and is a predicted model, not a curated record. Gene Ontology annotation, cellular component: nucleus. Lineage: Eukaryota; Metazoa; Arthropoda; Insecta; Diptera; Tephritidae. Gene Ontology annotation, biological process: rRNA processing. The coding region runs from base 68 to 2254 and encodes 728 amino acids.